Messenger RNA from Monascus purpureus, 4387 nucleotides. Lineage: Eukaryota; Fungi; Ascomycota; Eurotiomycetes; Eurotiales; Aspergillaceae. The record is from the annotation of a GenBank genome assembly.
UGCUGCUCUCUACGAUUUAGGCAAAAUAUGAGGGGAACUGGAAUCCAUUGCGGGGUUGGUUUACCCCGAGGGAUCACUAUGUAUUGCGGAAUUCAACCGAGCAUCCGCAUGUCUACGUAGGUGGUACAAUGGUGUCUGCGAUGGUGUAUUACUGUAUCUGUGGUGGAGGUUCUGAUCCUGCUAGGAUUGAACAAGCCCACGUUGGUCAAUGUCACUGUCGACUCUCAUGGCGAACACCACAAUAGAGUCACUCGCGUCUUGGCCCAAGCAAUAUCCAUUGAACUUAGAACCAAAAACCGAAGAAGGCCGCAAUCCAAUCUCACUGAAUUACCCGAGCAGCCAUGCCGUGUUCCUUUCUCGGUAGAUUCGCUGUGGACCAUCGGCGCUUAAUAUCGACCCAUGACUCUCUCAAGUUUCUUCCACAUCAGUCGUGAGCGCUGUUACUUCAUCAAAGCCACCUCCACAGAUAUCUCGGUGUCUCCCAGUCUGAGAGUUCCCAGCUGGCUGUAACUUGAGAUCUGAGCGCGUAUCGCGUAUUGCCGACGGGGUUGGUUGUGGAAACUCCACGAAUGUAUUUGAACCGAACAGAUCCUGACAGGAAAUUGCUUUGUCAUAUUUCAGGCUGAUCGCCGUGUAAAAUCUGCUUGGGUGUAGAGUUCUGGUAGCUAAUCGCUUUGUAGAGCGUAGCUGAAAGUGGGAAGAUGUCGUAAGAAGCUAAAAAAGCUAGACCACCGCCUACGCAUCAACGCCAUGAUACUUUAAUAACAUCCCAAGAACAGCUAUCGCCUCCCCGUUUCCCCCUCAAAUGCCCGUGCUAGAGCCAAGGUAAUAAUGCGGCUACAGGCGGCGCUCCUUCUGCUCGCCGCGUGUGUUUCUUCUACGUGGGCUAUCUACCCCGAUGAAGUCGACCAGAUCGACUUCCACCAUGCACUGCUAGGUGUCCCUUCAACCCAUUCAACCUUCUUCCACCGGCCUUCUGCAUCCAGUGCCUCCCUUCUCUACACUCUAUCCGAGAAACUUAUUUUAGGUGCUGUCAAUCCGAAAGAUGGGUCGAUUGUCUGGAGACAAAAUCUCACAAAGCUAUCGCUCCCUGGACAGGGUGCGGAGGGUUUCCUGCGUGCGAGCGAUGGGUCUGAUGCCGUCGUGAGUGCGGCGGGUGGAUACGUAUCUUCUUGGAGUGGAUUGGAUGGUAAAUUGGUUUGGGAGAACCGGUUUACGGAUGGUCCUGUCGCGGAUCUUGAAUUGUUGGAGCUGGAUGACCCCAGCGCGGCACCGACGACCAGAGAUGCCAUUGUGCUUUUCGGUGAUAAUGCCGGUUCUGGUAGUGUCAGGAGGCUCGACGGCAGCUCUGGAGGUGUAAAAUGGGAGUUUAAGGAUGACAGUGACGAUAUCCCCUUCCAGGUGUCAUCUUCCCCCACGGAAAUAUUCUACAUCUCGCUACAAUCGUCUUUAUUGAAAGGAUACAAGAUCAAGGUGACAUCCUUGGAUGUACUGACGGGUCGACAGACCCAACAGCAUAUCCUGAGCUCUGAUAGCGAUGUCGCUGGUCCCGAGUCUAUCCUCUUCACUGGCGCUAAUACUGCCUCCCCUCUGAUAGUCUGGUCGGACAAAUCUCGCAAAACGCUGAAGAUAAAUGUGCUUGGCUCCAAACGGGUGAACUCGGUCACCAUUGGCAACGACAGUGGAGAGGAGAUUCGGUCCAUUAUGGUCCAUGCUCCCCGUCAGCUUAACUCACUGCCUCAUUUCCUUGUUCAUUACGAAACGGAUUCGAGCUCCUGGGCGGAGGUUUUCCAUGUCGAUCUGAAGGCGGCUACAGUGUCGAUGGCUUAUCAGCUGCCCCGGGUGCAGGAGAAGUCUGCUUUCGCUACGAGCAACAAAGAUGCGAAUGUGUAUUUCACUCGUAUCACGGAAUCUGAGACUGUGGUCGUGUCUUCUGCUUCCCACGGUAUACUCGGACGCUGGAACCACCAAUCGCCCCUGUCUGGUCGUGCGUUGCACACCGUGUCAGAAGUAGUAACUAAAGGAGAUGCUGUGGCUGUACGGUCGGCUUCUGUUUUGGCUUCUGGCGAUUGGCAACUGAUCCGAAACGGCCAGACAGGGUGGAUCAGACACGAAGCCUUGGCUGGAGCGUUGGCUGCGACCUGGGCAGAGUCCGCUGAUCGAGAAGAGCUUGUUCAUGAACUCGAGGUGGAAGGCCAUGGAAGUCUAUAUGGUGCCUACAUUCAUCGCGUCAAGCGCCAUAUCAAGGAUCUUCAAUAUCUCCCAGAUUGGCUACGUGAAUUACCGAAACGUAUCAUCACGAGUUUCAUUACUGAUGAAGUAUCUAACCUCAACAACUUUGGGGUUUUCAAGUCCAUCAUUGUCGCCACGGAGAAUGGACGGGUAUUUUCCAUUGACAGUGGAAAGCAUGGCGCAGUUUCCUGGAGUGUGAAGGCCGUGGAGACGGACAAGUGGAAUGUGAAGUCCAUUGUUGCUCAGCCAGGCACAGCAACCGUCUACGCGGAUGAUGGAAGCUCGGUAACUCUGAACGUUACUUCUGGGGAUAUUGUUGCACGUGAUGCACCAUCUAUGAAGCUCAAUUCUAUCGCCGUCAUCGACCAAGAAUCUACGCCAGUUGUCAUUGGUGUCAAGGAAGAUGGCACUCCCAUGAAGCCGUUGGAUGGACCUGGGUUUCUUAUCACACUGAGUACGGACGGCCGCGUUGUUGGUUGGAGAGCAGAUAACAACCAGUCUCCUGUUUGGGAGUUUGUACCAUCCCAGGGUCAAAAGGUUAUCCGUGCCACUGCCCGGCCCUCGCAUGAUCCUGUCGCCUCAAUCGGAAAGGUACUAGGUGACCGGUCGGUCCUGUACAAAUAUUUGAACCCCAAUCUUGCUCUUAUCACAGCAGUAGGCGAUAGCUCUGCUACUUUUUACCUUCUGGAUGCCAUCUCUGGGAAGAUUCUCUAUGCCAGCACCCAAACCGGUGUCGACACUAGCCAGCCGAUCGCCUCCGUAAUAUCGGAGAACUGGUUCGCUUAUUCAUUCUGGAGCGAUGUGUCUGAUACAUCAGAUGCGAAAGGCUACCAACUUGUCAUUUCCGAGCUCUACGAAUCCCCGGUUCCUAAUGACCGCGGGCCCUUGGGAUCCUCCUUGAAUUAUUCCAGCAUCUAUGGCGUCGAUAUGCUACCGGAGCCACACGUAAUUUCCCAAGCGUACAUCAUCCCCGAACCCAUCUCCCACAUGGCCGUCAGCCAAACUCGGCAGGGAAUCGCCACUCGUCUGCUCCUCUGCACACUUCCAGAGUCGAAUGCUAUUAUCGGCAUUCCUCGACCCGUCCUAGACCCCCGAAGACCAGUCGGACGAGACCCCAUCCCUGCAGAGGCAGAAGAGGGCCUCUUCAAGUAUAGUCCUUUCCUCGAAUUUGACGGAAGGUGGUUCAUCACACAUGCCCGAGACGUGACUGGUAUCAAGACCGUCCUGUCUAGCCCGACACUUCUGGAAAGUACGAGCCUGAUCUUUGCAUUUGGCGGAGAUAUCUUUGCCACAAGAGUGACUCCUAGUCAGGCAUUCGAUGUCCUGGGUAAGGGGUUCUCGAAACUCCAACUACUAGUUACGGUGGUGGCAUCGGGCGUUUGUGUGGUGAUUUUGGCGCCGAUGGUCCGGAGGAAGCAAGUCAAUGCACUGUGGAAGGCGUAAAUGGCCGCGUUAGUUGUUUAGUUGUAUUAUCAUUGAAAUACGGAAGAAUUGUUAUAUCUUGCCAAAGACAUGUUUCGAUAAUCGACACCGAAAUCAUAGACAAUGUGUCUAUUCCCUGUUGCACUAUAUUUAGCCGAUAUGCUGAUUCUCAAGACGAGCGAGAUCAUGUAAUCUAAUCCACAUUCUCCAGCCACGCUUGAUCCUCCAUCCCGAACAACGGAGUCUGGGAGUCGAAUCCAAGAUGUUGAACGACAUCCUGCAGCUCAAGUCCCAUACUGGAAUCCGCGCUGAAUGAAAACCCCUCCUGGGUAGACGGAUAGUGAAUAUCAACGACCCUCUGCCACAUCAUCUAAAAACUAUUCAGACAUCGCCCGACAGACGGACUGAGAUGCCCGUGUGCGCUGAGUACGGAUACGGCCAUGUUCCAUGACUCCAGAACCACAGUCGCGAAGACGUCAGGUCUCAGCAUGGCCGUUAUUAAAUGCUGCAUGGCCACGUAGAGGUAGAAAAAUACGAUACCACCACGGUCCUAGUAUGAGUCCGACUCCCAUCCUACUGUCUGAUCGCGAGCACUCCUAGAUCAGGGCGAUGAGCUUCUGUGCGUUUUCGACGCAGAGUGUGGCGCAUGUUUGUAUGAUACGGUCGCUUAGGCCCUUUUCGGUUGACGGGAAAGCUUCUUUCUGCGUUUGUAGAUGCGAUAGGCGAAGCAAGC